AUGCAGUGGCUAUUCAGCAGACAAGAUCUCACACAACUUACAGUACGUGCUUACUGGACAGCUCCGAGUCCACCUUGUCGAGUAGCUGUGAUCGACUUUACGAUAACAAAGUACCCCAGUGAUGCCAUCUACACUUACAUGACAACAUCAUCUGUUAUACCAAGCUCCCUUCAAGCCUUGACACUGCGUUAA
Aspergillus fumigatus Af293 is the source of this 192-nucleotide messenger RNA. RefSeq lists its product as uncharacterized. Bases 1 to 192 code for a protein of 63 amino acids. The record is from RefSeq and is a predicted model, not a curated record. Lineage: Eukaryota; Fungi; Ascomycota; Eurotiomycetes; Eurotiales; Aspergillaceae. The transcript has 2 exons.